UAACAACGGCAGUAAGACAAACAUGCAGAAUAAAGCACGCAGAACUUCUGUAUAAGAGAGAUUGAUCUGAUUGUUUAGACAAGAGGCUCUUCUGUUAGACUGCAGUCAUAUAACAGAUGGGUGUUUUUGUUCUUUUGUGUGUCAAACACACGCCUGAAUCAAGAGCGCGCGUGUGCGUGUGCUGUGGAUGAGCGACGUUCACAGAUCACAGCUGUCUCUGAAGCGGCAGAAGAGGUCUGCUGGAGUUUGAUGCUGCAGGUUUCUUCAGAUCAUGAGACUGUGACCUCAUCGUGAAUUCAGCCAUGGCAGAAACCGAUGUCGACAAAUCUCACCUGCCUGGUGUCUAUGAUGUGUGUCAAUGUUUCUCUGUGUUAGAGGACGGAGCUGUGGCUCACAGUCUUCAAGAGCAGGAAAUUGAACAGUUCUACAACACCAACAUCCAGAAGAACCAGGCGGAGCAGAACGAUGUUCGUCUGGCAAGGAGACUGCAAGAAGAAGAGGAACGCCGCGCGAAUCUCCGUCGAGACCUCAGGCAACUGGAGGACGAGGACUGCAGAUACGCUCAGAUUAUUCAGGAAGAGCUUCAGAGAUGUGCAGAGGAGGCCAGGAGGAGAGAGGAAGAGGACAAGGAAAUAGCUAAACAGUUACAGGAAGAAGAAGAAAUGGAGAUGAGACAGCAGAGGGCUGCUGCUGGUUACCAUGGCGAUAACUGCAUCUCUCCACUGUGCGAAGGGUUGGGAGUUUGGGAACAGGUGCUUCAAGAUGCUGAACUGGCCCGAAGACUACAAGAGGAAGAGGAUAUGCUGCCUAACAGAGAGCAGUUGUCUCGGAGCUCUGGAUCAGAUGUGGAUUUCAUAACAGCACAAGUAGCCCAAGAUGAGGAGAUUGCCCGAUGCAUGCAACAUCAUCGUAGAAUAAGCAAUAGGCCACAAGAACUUGAGAUCCAGGCGAGGCCGAGUGAACCAAGAGAUGAAGGCAAUACCACAACCAGAAAGGCACUGCAGAUGUUGAGAGAGAGGCUGAACUCAGAAGGACUGCACUCACCUGUUGAAGAAGACUACUCCAUAGAAAGCCAUCUACCAAGCCCGUCAUGCACUGCACUCCGAACGCAACACAUACACAACAUUGCGGAAGAACUGGACCCAACCUUUAAGGCUAGAAAGCACGAGAGCCAUAUUUCCACCAACCCUCCAUCAGGUCUGUGUUUGGCCCCCCGUAACCCGCACAGUAUCUUUUAUGACUAUUUACCAGAGCCCACCUUUGUACCACCAACUAAAAGACAGAGUGACAAAGCAGGACGCCACAAAGCCAAAGACAAGAAAGAGAACUGUAAACAACAGUGAUCAUGUAACUAACACAGUGCUGUCUGCUUUAUUAUAGCUUAAACGUGUUGUUUGGUCUUUGAAGUGUAGAAACAAGGAAUGUGUAAACCAGCUUGUGGGCACAGAUUAGGCUUUUUAGACUAACAAUGUAAGCAGCGAUUUCCUGUUGAAUUAGUUUGUAGCCCAGGACGACGUCUAAUGCUGUGUUCCAUCCAAUUCAGAAAGUCCAAAUUUUCAAAUUCUGACCUAGAAAAGUGCAAUAUAAUUGGACAGCCAACUUGGAAACUCUUACGGAAAUCCAUUAGUCAAAUUUUUACCUAGUUGCGGGCAUAAGAUGUAAUGCGAACAUACAGGCGCACCGUUAAUGAUAAACGUUCACUUUUAAGCAAAUAAAUGCAUUAAUGCAUCAAAGGUUUCUACAUUACAUGAUAAUACAAUUUUAGUAGGGCUGUCAUUCGAAUGAAAAUUUUAAUCGAAUGAUAUGAAAUUCCGAUUGAUUAAUCAAAUUAAUGCCAGUUAAUUGCAUGUAUCAAUAUUUGCUGACAAAGGACCCCAAUUAAAGAUGAUUCAAGAUAAUGCAUAAUAAUUAAAAAAAAUUAUAAAUAUUUAAUAUUCAAAUAAUUAUAAACUUAUCAUUGAACAUAAGCCUACAGUUGACAGCAAUCCAUUUUGCAAUUGAGUUCGUCUGUCCUUUUCUCACAGGACAGGUUCUUACAUUCUAUCUUUUUUUAAUUAUAUUGUUGGUGUAUGUAGAUAUACACAGUAAUAGUAAUUUUUCACGUUAUUAAUAUCCUGACUAUACAUUGUGAUCAGUUGUAUGCCACUUUGGUGAAUAAAAGUACCAAUUUCUUUCCAUAAGAGCAAAAUCUGUAUAUUAUUCCAAACAUUUUGCCGCCAGUGUAUGUCAGACAGAUGCUUUUGGAGUACUUAUUGGAGCAUUAGUUGAAACUAUGAAAAUCGCAUCUCAAAAUCCCUGCAUUCUGUUGUGCUUUGUCCAGACCGGCUCUUAUUCUGUGGCUGCGCUGCUUGUGAGGUUUGAGGCGCACUGACUGCCCCCUACUGACAUGGCUCGUUAAAACGCAAAUGUACUUUAGCUUGAAUUACGGAAUUUACGUACGGGUCAGGAGGCAUGACUAUUUAAUGAAUUUUUAAAUAAAUAAAAAUGUAUUUAGUAUGAAUUUAAUUAUAUAAAAUAUAACGUUAAAAGAUUAACAUGAUAAAUCAACAGCCCUACAUUUUAGCAAAAAGUAAAUUAUCAUAUCUGUUAAUUAUCAUGCAACUACAAAACAAAUGCCUAGCAUCGUUUAUGAUCCACAUUUGGUUUAGGAGAAUUUGUUGUCAAUCAAACAUCUGCAAAGCUAACAUUAAUGUUGCUACAGAAUAUUAUGUCAUCUUAAGAGCAUCAGACUCUACAGGCCAAAGAAUACUUUGGUUGUUUGCGAGCCACUAAGUCUCUACGUCAUGACGUAAAUUUCGUCAUGCGUACAGUCCGUGCGUAUGUUCAAAUAAAUAAACUUUUGGAUUUACUUAAAGCAGUGUCAAUUGGUUACACACAACAGUGUUGAGUAGGUCCAACAAGCCACAGUUCAGUUGUAUGAACUAAAGAAAUUCAAGUAAAUUGGACAAAAGCUUUUUAAGUAAAUGCAAACCAUUUGGAUUUGUAAGUGUUAUGUAUUAUUAUUAUUAUUAUUAUUAUUGAUUUACUUGAUAAGUGUUGAACUUACAUAACUUCAACUUAUUCUUUCGGUUAAUAAUUGGCUAGCAACAGUUUGUGUUGACAUGUUAAAUGUAUUGGCAUGAAUCUCAACAUAGAUGAUUCAUCCUAGCCUGUAUGGUCAGAUGUCAGAGAUAUAAAGUACAGUAAGAAUAUCCCACAUCUGACUUAGAUUGGGUGCAUAUCUGCAGCAUAAUCUACUAUACAGAGUAGUUUGUUUUUUAAUCUUUAGGUGUUUGUUAAUAGGAAUAUGUUACAUUUACAGUUGAUUAACGUAAGCUACAACAUGUUUGAUUGAAAAAAGUAAGUUUACAUAAUCAAGGAGAAGGUGCCAUAGACCUGUUAUUGUGUUUUUGUUUAAGGGAUAUCAUGGCUUUUAACUGAUAUUUUUGUGUGUUUUCUUCACAAUCAUAUUAUUUUGCACCAUAUUAACAGAAUUUAUACUUUCAAAGAUUUUUGUUGCAUGUUUGUUUGGUAAGUGUGUGUGCUCCUUAUUUUCACCUCAAAUGUGAUUAUUGAUAUUGAGAAAGACUGUUCUGAAGGUCAGACAUCACAAAAGACCCUGUGAAAUCAUUUACAAGAAUUUUAAAAGCCUGGUUUUUCACAGCUGGAAAUUCUGAAGAAUCUGAAGUAAUAUGAUGAAGAGGAAUUCUGAUGGCAUUAAAUUAUAGCAUCAAACAUCAUGUCACAUCCUGACAGCCUACAGUAUUUCAGUGCAGAGGUCUCUGCUCCCCCACACACACUGUAACCUUUUGUGCAUGUUCAUUGUGGUGAUGACAUCAGAGUCUUGAACGCCCCGGUUCUGAAAUGCUAGAGGGCAACUGUACUUGUUCUGAAAAUUUCCUCACACGUAAAGGAGAAAGUUCCCAUGCUUUAUGUCUGACUAUUUUCUAAUAAAAAGUAGGUACAAUA
Messenger RNA from Myxocyprinus asiaticus (Chinese sucker), 3948 nucleotides. RefSeq names its product coiled-coil domain-containing protein 50-like. The transcript has 12 exons. NCBI's taxonomy places the organism in Eukaryota, Metazoa, Chordata, Actinopteri, Cypriniformes, Catostomidae. The record is from RefSeq and is a predicted model, not a curated record. The coding region runs from base 303 to 1343 and encodes 346 amino acids.